Molecule: messenger RNA, 483 nt
Organism: Myzus persicae (green peach aphid)
Lineage: Eukaryota; Metazoa; Arthropoda; Insecta; Hemiptera; Aphididae
Gene: NdufA3
Exons: 3
Coding region: 94-336 (80 amino acids)
Source: RefSeq, a predicted model, not a curated record
AUAAUUUGAUAAGAAUUCAUUAGGAAAAAUUUUUUCGUGAUUUCUUAAUAAAUAUUUUUGGUUUAAAUUAAAUUUCUACCCUGAAACACCAAGAUGAAAUGCGAUACAAUUCUAAAGCCCGAAAAAUAUGGAGCAGGACUCAAGGGCAUUUUCCGACAAGCUAUGCAUGAAAUGCCAUUGAUUACUAUAUGUUCUCCAUUCUGCGUUGUCGGCUUAGGGCUGAUUUUGUACCAUACUUAUAGAUAUGAACAAAAUGAUGGAAACAAUAAAAAAUAUAAAUUCAAAUAUACCCUUUACCGACCAGAUGACCCUAGAGUUCCACACAUCAAGAAUUGAAAAUUAAAAAUUGGAAUUAUUAAGAUUGUAUGUUGUUGAAUUAAUAGACAUUAGAAAUAAUUACAAAGAAAAUAAAAACAAAUUCUUCUAAUAUUUAUGAGAAAAAAACUAUGUUAAGUUAUAAAUACAGUGCAUAUUAAUUAUUAA